AUGAAGUUCGGUGAGCACCUAAGCAAGUCUCUUAUUAGGCAGUACAGCUAUUACUACAUUAGUUAUGAUGAUUUGAAGACUGAGUUAGAAGAUAACCUAUCUAAGAAUAACGGUCAGUGGACGCAAGAAUUGGAAACAGAUUUUUUAGAGUCUUUGGAGAUCGAGUUGGACAAAGUUUACACAUUUUGCAAAGUUAAGCAUAGUGAAGUUUUUAGACGUGUGAAAGAAGUUCAAGAGCAAGUGCAACAUACUGUUCGUUUGUUAGACUCCAAUAAUCCUCCUACUCAGCUAGAUUUUGAAAUCCUUGAAGAAGAACUAAGUGAUAUUAUUGCCGACGUUCAUGAUCUGGCCAAGUUUUCAAGACUGAACUACACGGGUUUCCAAAAGAUCAUCAAGAAGCACGAUAAGAAGACAGGUUUUAUCUUGAAACCAGUUUUCCAAGUUAGAUUAGACUCUAAGCCAUUUUUUAAAGAAAACUAUGACGAGCUAGUCGUUAAAAUUUCCCAACUGUACGAUAUUGCCAGAACUUCAGGUCGCCCAAUCAAGGGAGAUUCAUCCGCUGGUGGGAAGCAACAAAAUUUUGUCAGGCAAACAACAAAGUAUUGGGUUCACCCUGAUAAUAUUACGGAAUUGAAAUUGAUCAUCUUAAAGCAUUUACCAGUGUUAGUUUUCAACACAAACAAGGAGUUCGAAAGAGAAGAUUCCGCCAUUACUUCGAUCUAUUUUGAUAAUGAAAAUUUGGACCUUUAUUAUGGUAGAUUAAGAAAAGAUGAAGGUGCAGAAGCUCAUAGAUUAAGAUGGUAUGGAGGUAUGUCUACGGACACAAUCUUUGUAGAAAGAAAGACCCAUAGGGAAGACUGGACUGGUGAGAAAUCCGUCAAGGCAAGAUUUGCACUAAAGGAACGUCAUGUUAAUGACUUUUUGAAGGGUAAAUAUACUGUUGAUCAAGUUUUUGCUAAGAUGCGUAAAGAGGGGAAGAAGCCAAUGAACGAAAUUGAAAAUCUAGAAGCUUUAGCAUCCGAAAUUCAAUACGUCAUGUUGAAGAAAAAAUUGAGACCUGUAGUGAGGUCAUUUUACAAUAGAACUGCCUUCCAAUUACCUGGUGAUGCAAGAGUUCGUAUUUCCCUUGACACAGAGUUAACUAUGGUGAGAGAAGACAACUUUGAUGGUGUCGAUAGAACUCAUAAAAAUUGGAGAAGAACUGAUAUUGGUGUCGAUUGGCCAUUUAAACAGCUAGAUGAUAAAGAUAUUUGCCGUUUCCCAUAUGCAGUCUUGGAGGUUAAAUUACAAACUCAAUUAGGUCAAGAACCUCCAGAGUGGGUGCGUGAAUUGGUUGGGUCUCACUUAGUUGAACCAGUCCCAAAAUUCUCCAAGUUCAUUCAUGGUGUAGCUACUUUACUAAAUGAUAAAGUGGAUUCAAUUCCAUUUUGGUUACCACAAAUGGAUGUGGAUAUCAGGAAACCCCCACUACCUACAAACAUUGAAAUAACAAGACCUGGCAGAUCCGAUAACGAAGAUAACGACUUCGAUGAGGAUGAUGAGGAUGACGCCGCUUUAGUUGCCGCGAUGACAAAUGCGCCCGGUAAUUCUCUUGAUAUGGAAGAAUCUGUUGGGUACGGAGCUACUUCGGCCCCCAACUCCAACGCUAAUCAUGUUGUUGAGAGUGCCAAUGCUGCUUACUAUCAAAGAAAGAUUAGAAACGCCGAAAACUCUGUCUCCAAAAAAUACUAUGAAAUCGUAGCAUUUUUUGACCACUACUUCAAUGGUGAUCAAAUAUCUAAAAUUCCAAAAGGUACCACCUUUGAUACUCAAAUUCGUGCUCCACCAGGAAAGACGAUAUGUGUCCCAGUUCGUGUGGAACCAAAAGUUUACUUCGCCACUGAAAGAACAUAUCUGUCUUGGUUAUCCAUCUCGAUAUUAUUGGGCGGUGUCUCUACUACUUUAUUAACCUAUGGUUCACCAACAGCCAUGAUUGGCUCCAUUGGGUUCUUCAUUACUUCCUUGGCUGUGUUGAUACGUACUGUUAUGGUUUACGCCAAGAGAGUGGUAAACAUUAGACUAAAGAGGGCAGUAAACUAUGAGGAUAAAAUUGGUCCUGGCAUGGUUUCUGUGUUCCUAAUUCUCUCCAUUUUAUUUUCUUUUUUCUGCAACUUAGUUGCAAAAUGA
Messenger RNA from Saccharomyces paradoxus, 2166 nucleotides. It is a transcript of the gene VTC4, whose product is annotated as Vtc4p. The record is from RefSeq and is a predicted model, not a curated record. The transcript has a single exon. Gene Ontology annotation, biological process: microautophagy; vacuolar transport; vacuole fusion, non-autophagic. Lineage: Eukaryota; Fungi; Ascomycota; Saccharomycetes; Saccharomycetales; Saccharomycetaceae. The coding region runs from base 1 to 2166 and encodes 721 amino acids. Gene Ontology annotation, cellular component: vacuolar transporter chaperone complex; fungal-type vacuole membrane.